AUGGGCGAUGACGAACUUGAAGGCUCCGAGAGCAACCUCGAAGACGAUGCGGGUCAAGUCUCCGUCGAUGAUUCUGGCAGCAAUGUCAAGUUCACGGCGGAGGAAUCGGCCGACACGAUGGAGAGCGAGCGUGAUUCGGAUCUGACCCGCCACACUGAAGCCGCCAGGGAGCCAGGAAGAGGAUACCCAGCCAAGGGCUUAUAUCCCGUCAAGAAAAAGUCGGGCAUAGUGGCGACCACGCAGUAG
Molecule: messenger RNA, 246 nt
Organism: Hirsutella rhossiliensis
Lineage: Eukaryota; Fungi; Ascomycota; Sordariomycetes; Hypocreales; Ophiocordycipitaceae
Exons: 2
Coding region: 1-246 (81 amino acids)
Source: RefSeq, a predicted model, not a curated record